AUGCUGCAGUGCAAGCCCGUGAGUACACCCGUCGACACGCGCUGCAAGCUUUCCGCGGAUGCCGGUCCUCCCGUUGACGACGCCUCCGACUACCGCAGCAUCGUGGGCGCCCUGCAGUACCUGACGAUGAUGCGGCCGGAUCUCGCCUACGCCGUUCAGCAAGCGUGCAUGUCCAUGCACGAUCCGCGUGAGCAACACCUCGCGCUGGUCAAACGCAUUCUGCGUUACGUGCGCGGCUCGCACACUCACGGGCUGCACAUCGCCCGCUCCCCGGCGUUGGAUCUGGUUGCGUACUCGGAUGCGGACUGGGCGGGCUGCCCCGACACCCGCCGCUCGACGUCCGGCUAUGCCAUCUUCCUAGGUGACUCGCUGGUGUCUUGGUCAUCUAAGCGCCAGCCCACCAUCUCGCGCUCGAGCGCCGAGGCGGAAUAUCGCGCGGUCGCCGAAUGCUGCUGGCUUCGAGAGCUCCUCGGUGAACUACGGACGCCACUCGCCACCGCCACGGUUGUCUACUGUGACAACAUCUCGUCCGUCUACAUGGCGGCCAACCCCGUGCAUCACUGGUGA
Molecule: messenger RNA, 567 nt
Organism: Aegilops tauschii subsp. strangulata
Lineage: Eukaryota; Viridiplantae; Streptophyta; Magnoliopsida; Poales; Poaceae
Source: RefSeq, a predicted model, not a curated record